AUGACCUCUGAGGUAUCAAUUGGUAACUCUAUCAAGGAUGGAUAUAAAGAGACUCAUAAAUGGGUGAUUAACAACCUGAAAUGGCUGAAUGAAUUAGAAGCAUUUUAUCGUGAUCGUGCUAAGCUCGAGAAGGAAUACAGUGAUAAACUCAGCAAUUUAACUAGUGAAUACUUCGCUAAGAAAAGUAGUGGCACCGUGGCAUUAUCUGUCGGAGAUACGCCAUCGACCACGCCAGGAUCAUUGGAAUCAGCUUCUUUGGUUGCAUGGAACGAAAUUCUGUCCCAGACUGAGACCAUCGCGAAAGACCAUUCUCAAUUGGCACAGGAAUUCGAGUUUCAGGUCGCAGAUCAGCUUGUAGCCUUGGGUCGUAAAUGUGAUUCCGUUUUAACCACAAUAAAUGGAUUCAAUUCGGAAUUGACUGAGAGAAAGGACAAGACCUUUGGAUCGUUGGAAAAGGCCAAAAAAAGCUAUGACGAGUCCUGUUCGGAUAUGGAAUCUGCCAGAGCCAAGCAGACCAAGUCCACGAGUGACAAAGCUCAGCGGAAGGCGGAUCACAGAGAGCACGACAUGAAUGUCGCCAAAAACAACUAUUUGAUUAAGAUCAAUCAAGCCAAUCGGCUGAAAGAUAAGUACUAUUUUCAGGACGUACCAGAAGUGCUGGACCUUUUACAGGAUCUGAACGAAUGCAAGACCAGCGUCGUCAACCAGAUUUGGGUUUCAGCUUCGACAUUGGAGAAAAACCUCGGGAAACGAAUCGAAACGAGGCUCACCACUGCUGAUUCUGUCGUGCACAAGAACUCACCACCCUUGGACAGUUCGAUGUUCAUAGAACAUAACCUCAAGCACUGGGACGAACCAAAGGAUUUCACUUAUAUCCCUUCUGCUGUUUGGCACGACGACGAGCAAUUCGUCGUCGCGUCAGAUGUAGAGCUGCAGGAUUUGAAGAUCAGGCUCGCCAAGGCACAGCAAGCAUAUGAACAGAUGGAUUCAAUAGCUCAACAGGAAAUGUCAAAAUUGAGUUCUCUGAACAAACAGAAGCACGACUUGAAAAAGGCCUCGGACGUUGACUACAACAGUUUGAUGUCAUUACUGUCGAAGUAUCUCACUAUUAUUUCAUCAUUUACUAAUCAUGAGACGAGCAAAUUGGAUGCUGAGGUCGAAAUAAGCAGUAUUCAAAACAAUGUUCCUGCUGGAUACGAUCUAUCUACCGAGGGCAUCGAUUUAUCCAAGCUCAAGAAGAAAGGCGGCUUUUUCGGUAAACUGCGCAAAAAUCUCACAGUAUCAUCGACAAACUCGCAUGUCAAGAACGAGGAUACAGCCGAGUCUGCGUCAGUUUUCUCAUCAGACUCAAAGCAUAAGGCACUAGAUCGUUUCUCGGUCUUCAAAAGGCGUGCUCGUGGUGUGAGCAAUGCGUCUGCGCUUUCAAGUACGCUCGCCGACGACGAGUCCUUCGAGAGCCAAAGCACACCGGUGAAUCGUGUGCUUUACGCUUACGAGAAGCAGGAUGUUGAUGAGUUGACAGUAAGACCUGGUGAUGCCAUUAAGCUGAUUUCGAGCGAUUCUGGCAACGGAUGGACAAAAAUCAGGAAUGAAUCAUCCGGCCAAUCUGGACUUGUGCCAACGACCUACGUUGAAAUUCACGAAAAAGCAAGGGAGCCACCCCGCGCACCACUUCCUCGGAAGACGGUCAACGCGCUCAAAACCGUGACUGCGCUUUACGAUUAUCAAGCCCAAGGUGAAGACGAGAUUUCACUCGCCAAGAAUGAUACCAUAUCAGUUAUAAGGGCAGACGACGGCAGCGGCUGGACAUACGGUGAAAAUACAGGCAAUAAGGGUCUAUUUCCGACAUCCUACUGCAGUUGA
This is a messenger RNA of Lachancea mirantina, 1863 nucleotides long. The record is from the annotation of a GenBank genome assembly. Lineage: Eukaryota; Fungi; Ascomycota; Saccharomycetes; Saccharomycetales; Saccharomycetaceae.